Molecule: messenger RNA, 1221 nt
Organism: Indicator indicator
Lineage: Eukaryota; Metazoa; Chordata; Aves; Piciformes; Indicatoridae
Product: class I histocompatibility antigen, F10 alpha chain-like
Exons: 8
Coding region: 1-1137 (378 amino acids)
Biological process (GO): immune response
Cellular component (GO): external side of plasma membrane
Source: RefSeq, a predicted model, not a curated record
AUGAAGGGGCAGGCUGGCAUGGGUGACACUGUGGUGGGUGUUUAUUACAGACCACCUGAUCGGGAGGAGGAAGCUGAUGAGGCCUUCUACAGGUGGCUUACAGCAGCCUCACAAUCACAGGCCCUGGAUCUCAUGGGGGACUUUAACUCCCCAGAUAUUUGCUGGAAGGCCUCCUCAGGCAGCCAUCCACAGUCCAGGAGGUUCCUCCAGUGCCAUGAUGAUAACUUCAUGAUGCAAAUGGUGGAGGAACCAACUGGGAGAGGAACGUUACUGGACCUGAUCUUCACCAACAAGGAGGGACUGGUUGAAGCGGUGAAGGGCGUGAGUGAGGAGAGUUCGGUUGAGGAGCUGUUGGAUUUGGGGGACCUCAAACUCGACUCCGGUCCUGAUGAUAAGGUGGUGAUGGAGUCUGAGGAGAAGGUCUCUUACUCUGGGCUGGGGGCUCACACGCUGCAGGAAAUGAUUGGCUGUGACCUGCUGGAGGAUGGCAGCAUCAGAGGGUACUAUCAGAGUGCCUAUGAUGGGAAGGACUUCAUUGCCUUGGACAAGGACUCCAUGAGCUUCAGCGCGGCAGACGCGGCAGCUGUGGUCACCAAGAGGAAGUGGGAGGAGGAUGGGACAGUGGCUGAGGAGAUGAAGCACUACCUGGAGAACACCUGCAUGGAGUGGCUGAGGAGAUACCUGAGCUAUGGGCAGGCUGAGCUGGAGAGGAAAGAGCCUCCCACGGUUCGAGUGAUCAGGAAGGAGACCCAGGGGACCCUGACCUUGUCCUGCCGCGUUUAUGGCUUCUACCCGCGGCCCAUCGCCGUCAGCUGGCUGAAGGGCACCGAGGUGCGGGACCAGGACACCCAGCGGGGCAGCAUCGCCCCCAACAGCGACGGCACCUUCUUCACCUGGGCCUCCAUCGAGGUCCUGCCGCAGGAGCGGGACCUCUACCGCUGCCGAGUGGAGCACUCCAGCCUGCCCCAGCCCGGCCUCUAUUCCUGGGAGCCGCAGGCGCCGCCGCUGUCCAUGGUGCUGGCGGUGGUCGCGGCGAUGUUCGCCGCCUUGGCUGUCGUCGGGAUCGGGAUCGGCGUCUGGAAGCGGAGAUCAGGGCAGCAGCUGAAGGGCUACAACCUGACCGCACCGGGUGAGUAGCUGCCGCUGCCUGAGCACUGCCACAAGGACCAGCCUCGCCCUGCCUCCAGCAGCUUCUCCCAGGUCCCACCACACCUCCACCAC